Molecule: messenger RNA, 1408 nt
Organism: Rosa rugosa (rugosa rose)
Lineage: Eukaryota; Viridiplantae; Streptophyta; Magnoliopsida; Rosales; Rosaceae
Product: VAN3-binding protein
Exons: 10
Coding region: 125-1408 (427 amino acids)
Source: RefSeq, a predicted model, not a curated record
UUUCAAGUUUGAACCUUAAGUACCCAGGUCCUUCAGAAUCUGGAAAAGUGUAAACUAGUAUUUCAGAUCUUGAUAGGAGAUGGGUUAUAAAGGAUGAAAGGAAGGAACUUCAUUGGAACUGUUGAUGUCAAUUCAAGAGGUGAGCUCUUGUAGUUUGAAAUGCUCGACGAAUCGACAUGGGUUGGAGAACAUAGACGAAAAUGGUGGCACCAGUAUUGGGGCGGAGGGUUUAUGUGCCCCGCCACCCGAAACUCCGACGGAGUCCAUGGAGUUUCUGGCGAGAUCAUGGAGCCUCUCGGCCAUGGAGAUCUCCAAAGCUCUUUCCCACUCACAUGUUGCUUCUAGGAGUCUUGAGAAUAAGUCAGCAUUCUCUUAUGAUGGUAUUGCUGAAACUCGCCAUUCAAGUUCCAUGCGUUUGAGCGAAUCAUCUCAGCUGCCUGGUGGAGUUAGCCCUCCGAUUUCGCCAAGAAACAGUGAUGAAAUGAAGGAGUUGUUUUUACUACAUCAUGCACUUCAUCCAGAGUUCCUUUCCAGUCAACAACAAUUGAUCAAUAAUGGGCUAUACAAGAGCAUGUUGAGAGGUAAAACAAUGGGGAGAUGGUUAAAAGAUCAAAAGGAGAGAAAGAAGCAAGAAAUGAGAAGCCAAAAUGCCCAGUUGCACGCGGCAGUUUCUGUGGCUGGAGUUGCUGCUUCUGUAGCAGCACUCGCGGCUUCAACUGCAUUGCCUGAAACUGAAACAUCAGCUGCCAGUGCCCGCCACAAAGCAGCAGUAUCCGAGAGGACUGAAAUUUCGACUGCACUAGCAUCUGCAGCGGCUCUGGUAGCUUCACGCUGCAUCGAGAUUGCAGAGGAGAUGGGAGCUGAUCACGACCAUAUUCUAUCAGUUGUCAGUUCUGCAGUUAACGUGAGGACUAAUGGAGACAUCAUGACCUUAACAGCUGGAGCUGCCACAGCUUUACGAGGAGCUGCUACACUUAAGGCAAGGCUACAAAAGGAGUAUGGAGGCACCACUUUUGCACUGGCUGAGGAAAAAUGUGAUGGAAAAGAAUCAAACUCAGCAUUGAACUUUGUCUCAAAAGGAGGGGAACUUCUGAAACGCACAAGGAAAGGUGAUCUCCACUGGAAACACGUUUCUUUCAACACCAACUCAAAUGGGCAGGUUGUAGCCAAAAUGAAAAGCAAACACAUGGCGGGAACAUUUACAAAGAAGAAGAAAUGUGUAGUCUCUGAAGUCUACUGUGACAUAGCAGCGUGGCCAGGAAGGGAGAGGGAAGAUUGCAGCAAACCAAGGGCAUACUUUGGCAUCAAAACAGCUGACAGGACAAUAGAAUUUGAAUGCAGAAGUAAAAGGGACAAGCAUAUGUGGACUGAGGGGAUUCAGAAUAUGUUGAAUUUCAUACCAACAUAA